AUGUGGAGCAGGAUGCCUAAAAAGUUUAAGCAGGUGGUGAAGGGGUUCAGGGACUCCCUUUUCCGAGGGAGUUCCUUGAGCGCUAGUAAGAAGGAGCAGCUCUACAGAAGCCUACACCCAGAGUUACAGGGCCAGCCCUUGGGGUUUCAGAGAGGCGAUGAUGAGGAUGAGGAUCAGGAUCAGGAUCAGGAUCAGGAUGAGGAUGAGGAUGAGGAUGAGGAUGAGGUUGAGGGUGGAGGUGAGGAGGCUGAGGCAGGAGGUGAGCAGGGAGAGGGUGGAGGUGGAGAUGAGACUGAGGCUGAGGCAGGAGGUGCGGCUGAGGGUGGAGAUGAGGCUGAGGCAGCUCCAGCAAGGCGUCCACGUAAGUUUAGAAGGCCUCAUGCCGUACAACCUCCACCUGUUCCGAGCUCCGAGACGGGGAAGACGGUGAUCUCCCCCGAGAAGGUGUUUCAAGUAAAUGCCUAUCGGUUGGUGAAGGAGGCCCUGUACGAGGCAAGGAUUCAGGCCACGUGCAUGUAUUAUCAACAAAUUUUAGGGCAAAAGAUGAACAAGAAGACAGGGGCCUCGAGUAUAUACCUUCGCGAGGAAGAGUAUCGUAAGGUGGUGGUUCCGUGGAUGUCUAACCGGCCAGAGGCCUACGCAGCUUGGUGUGGGGUAUGGGCUUCUGAAGCCUUCCAACAGAAGUCAAAAAGUCACAGGGACAAUCGAGGCACCAUGCCGAACCACACCUUCGGUGGCGACAACUUCACGCGAAAGGCGAAACGCCUGGAAGCUCAAUUAGGUCGCGAGCCGACUCCCAUCGAGGUGUGGGAAGCUGGCCAUAGGGGAAGCGACCCUUCCAACCCUUUGUGCAGCCAGACACAAAGGGAGCGUCUGGUGAGCUGUUGUCCUCAAUAUUCGGUUAAUGCUCGCAACGUACUAACUAAGGUUAUAUAAUCGAUACAGGCGGCAUAUGCGGAAGAGAUGAAGGA
Molecule: messenger RNA, 971 nt
Organism: Zea mays
Lineage: Eukaryota; Viridiplantae; Streptophyta; Magnoliopsida; Poales; Poaceae
Exons: 5
Coding region: 1-936 (311 amino acids)
Biological process (GO): transposition
Source: RefSeq, a predicted model, not a curated record